Molecule: messenger RNA, 2504 nt
Organism: Chara braunii
Lineage: Eukaryota; Viridiplantae; Streptophyta; Charophyceae; Charales; Characeae
Source: the annotation of a GenBank genome assembly
GCGAGCACAUCUUGCAGCUCCCAGUUCCUUCCAGGGACUCAACCGGACUCCCGGGGCCCGGGAGGGGGACAGGGACAGGAGCGGCGCUUUCUGCGUGGCUUUGUGAUCAGCAUCAUCGCCACGCAGGCGGUAUAUUUUCGGCGGGGCUACGACUUUCGAUAGGAGUCGCUGUGGCCUUCGUUCACUGUGUGCCGUAUUUGUCUGCUCUAGCGGUCGGUUUCUGGAUAUCAAUUCGUGUGCGAGUGCGGCUCUCUGCUACUCCAUUUAAACGAAGACGAAGAGGGCGGGAGUAAGUGGUAGAGCAUUUCUCGGCAAAUCAGACGCGCGCCAUCUUGUAUUACAAGGUUGUUGGUGUUCUGAGCGUGUCCCCAGUGUAUCAGUGUAUCGUAUUCUGCGCUCGUGCGCUCGGGUGUUCGUCUUAUUUGCAAGCGAAACAGGCGAAAGUAAGAACAAAUCGCGGCUGGGCGUGCCACGUGUGCCGUGUAGGCACCUCGACCACCUUCUUUUUUUAAGGUUUCGGUCUUAACCGUCUUCGUUCAUGUCAGAGCUAGACGAACUUCAGCUCCCUGGCGGUGGCUUUGACCCAUUUGCCGACGCGGCUGCAAACGAGACUGGUUCCAAGGACUAUGUACAUGUCCGAGUGCAGCAGCGCAACGGGCGCAAAAGUUUGACCACCGUGCAGGGGAUCGACAAGCGGUUCGACUACAGGAAAGUCCUGAAGGACUUCAAGAAGGAAUUCUGUUGCAACGGAACUGUCGUUGAUGAUCCCGAAUUGGGUCAAGUUAUACAGCUCCAAGGGGACCAACGGAAAAAUGUGUCCACAUUCUUGGUCAAUGCUGGAAUCGUGAAGAAGGACCUUAUCAAACUGCACGGUUUCUAGGCAGCUGCUGAUCGGGCAUAAUGACGUGACAUCUGGGAUAUCUGUCUCUUAUACACAUCUAGAUGUGUAUAAGAGACAGGGCUGGAAUCGUGAAGAAGGACCUUAUCAAACUGCACGGUUUCUAGGCAGCUGCUGAUCGGGCAUAAUGACGUGACAUCUGGGAUAUGGCGCUUCAACGGAAAGCGCCUGAAUUGAAUUGAAUGUUGAUUAAACCCCCAUUCCCAAUCAUGGUGGCGCGCCAUAUUCGACGGCGGCACGAUUGUGCAGAGGAUGUCGUCCCGGUGUUGUACGGGGAUGGCGGUGGGGAAGAUUGUCGAGCUGUCCAGGAGCUCUCGGGUGUUAAGUUGAGGGGGUGUAUUUUGGAUGGGGGGAUAGGAGUUGUUGUUGGGGGGCGGGAUAGCACGCGGCAAGCAAUCCAGCGGCGAAGGGGAAGAGGAGGGCUUGCUUGGGAGAAUACAGAGGGAGGUUCAAUGCUGCGUUGCAAAUCCAAAGGCGCUGUCGAUCCGAGGCUUGAGUCUGGCGGAGGGGGAAAAGGGAAGGGGAUGAGCAGCUGAUUGUGAUAUCAUGUUGAAUGUCGUCGGAUGAUCUGCGGGCGAGCGCGGUUCUUUCGGAAUUUCCGAGGAAGCCCCAAGAAGGGACAUAGUCGUGGGACAACGAUGUCCCGGUGCGGAACUCUUUUCUGAUGGUCCUUGUGUUGUAUAGCAUAGAAGGGAGAGGCGUAGGGGGGAGCUGGUUUUUGAAGGAUGUUUUAUUUGUCUUUGUGGGUUUAUGGGAGGGAGAGGCUAAGGGGGUUUAUGUACUGCAAUAUUUUGUGCGUUUUCCGUUGCUAGGGGUCAUUACCCACUUUCUCCGGUGUGACAAUUGUCGAACGGUGGUGGAAGGAUUUUAGAUCUUGACGAGGGCGAGUAUUAACACCCAGAAAGCGACCUGCCUGAUGAAAAUGGAAUGAAACGAUGUUUUUUUCGCCCUAUUUGUGUCUCGCUCUUGUCGGUUUCUUUUCCCUGUUGUGUGGGUGUUGAAUUGAGGCAGCUGGUCGCAGUUUCUUCCUCCCUGAGUGUCCUCAAAUUUCCUCAGUGAAAUAUCCCAAGUGUGAAGCAUGCUCUGCUUUAUUGCAGACCAUGCAGGCUUAUGAAUCGGAUAGCCUUCAAUGUUACAUAAAUGCGUAGCACUUAAACUAUGAAUUAGAUUCAAUACAUGAAUGCGUAACAUUUUUAUUGAAAUCAUUCGGCCUUUAAAAACAAAGUAGAAUAGAAAAGGCGAAUACCAAGAAAGUGUUCUUAAUAACGGAUAUUCGAAGAUGUAACGAUUCUGUGAAGCUCGAGUGAUGCGUCGUCUCGUAAUAAUAACGAAGCACGAAACUGAAAAUGAAAUCACCUGAAGAGAGAAGCAUUGGAGAAGCGUCUACGAGCUGUAUAUUAUGUUAUGAGAUCUGACUCGUAUAAGAGGAACGGUGACAAGCUGUUUAGAGCUUCGACACCGCGUCCUGACGUAGGACAGGAAGGAAUAUUAUGCAUGGGAGAAGGCACGUGAUGUGCAUCCAAGGAUGAAAGGUGGACAGGAAGGAAUAUUAUGCAUGAGAGAAGGCACGUGAUGUGCAACUAAGGAUGUAAGGUGUCAAACGAUC